GGAUUCCAAAACAUGGUUCGGACAGCGGCGACGAGUGGUCUGCAGCAGCUGGUCAUCAGCGCAACCCUGCUGUCCCUGGCAUCACUGGGCUGCGCAGGGGCGUUGCCUCUGAUGUCCCACUACGACCCGUUGAUUGCAGAAGAAAGCCAGCCGCAGGAGCAGCAGCAGCUGUCGAUUGCGCCUUUCGUAGUGACAGCACCAAUGACCCAACAAGGGCGCGAAAGACAGCCAGACACUUCUGACGAACAGCAAGAACUGCCGGCGCUCGCCGUACGACAUGGGCCGCAGUACAGCGGGCUGCCCACAUCGCAGCCAGCCAAGAGGCACGCUCACCAAGAGCCAGUGAGAGCAGUCAUUCCACAGCCGACACGCUACCAGCAGUCACCGGCCACAGCGGAGGCAUCGUACGCACCAUCAGGAUCGGCACGGCACGCAGACCUGCAAGGGUCCGCCACCGGCUACGGCCACCAGGCCGAAGGCUACCUCGACAUGGGUGCUUACUCAAGCGGCUACGGUGCCUUCGGCUGGUACGCCGAUUACCCAGUCGGCGGAGGGUAUCACUGAGCCCGAGUGAGACAUUUGCGUAGUCAAGGAGCACAGGAGGCACGCGUCAAUAUCUUGGCAAAUAUCUCUAAAGAUUGCACAGCUGCCUUAGUUCUUCACAAGAAAAUCGGCAAAAGAUUUCAGUUGACAUUAAGAGAAAGCAAAUGAAGCUGGGUGGGCCAAGUAAUGUGAAGGGCAGACGACCGAUGAUCUAUUAUAGUUACAGAGCGGAUGACAAGGGAAGGGAAGCGUGCACAGUCGCACACGCUUAGAUAAUUAGGUGGUGUAAUGAAAUUUGGAAAUUUGCAGGCAUAAGACGGGGCCAGACGAUCCAGAAAAUGGGUAAUUGGAGAUCGUUGGAAGAGGCUUUCAUCCUGCAGCCGACAUAAAUAGGCUGAUGAUGAUGAUGAUGAUGAUGGGCUAGACUGUGUCAGGAUAGACUGAUGAAUUACGUACCUGGGAUUUUGAGUGUCUUACGGUUAGCUUAACGGUAAACCAUAGUGCGUCGGAAAAUUAAAGCGUGCAAGGCGGCGCCAGUUUGUGCAUUUCCUGGAAGUUUCUCUUUGCGAUGUCAUAGAAUGUGGCUAAUGACUACCAAGAACUGCUUGAUUUCUUAAUGACAAAAUAAUUUUUAAAAAGCAACGUAACCACGUAGAAAUACAACCAACCAAACAAAAACAAAUAGCCAGCCUGGAAAAACCUACAUAAGAGAUCAACAUAUGUCUUUUAAAAGACUCCAGAAUUUGCAAAUGGAGCUCGGUAUUACGCCAAUGCUGCCGUGGGUCCGACGUGUGAGAGAUUGCUGGACAUAAGUUCCGCGCUCGAUCGGGCUUUUCUUCACCUAAUUUUUCAACUGCAUAAUCCCGACAACAAGGAGGGUCCUAAGAAUGUAAUGCCUGGUAAUGCUACCAGUCCGACCUGCUUUAACGUUUGGCUUCACUGCCGAACUCUUUAAGUGUAAAGUGCUAAAGCACGUCAAAGGGGCUACAUCUCGUGGGGGUUGCUAGUGGGUUUGUAUACAGUAAAUGCAGUGAGAUUAUGUAGGCAGAUUUGACGCUGCUUCCUGCCACGACUUUUGAUAUCACUAGUAAAUAUUUUUUAAGACUGCCUAACAUGUAUUAGCAGGCGUCCAAAGAACGACUACGGAGCAACUUGAGAGAGGGGAGCUUCCAAUAGUUCUAUAGUGUCUGUCGAAACAUUUCACAAGCAGAUGCCGAGAGAAUUAUGUUUAUAGAGAUGUCAACUUCUAUUUCUCCUUCGCUUUUCUCUAUAUUAAGUAAUGUAAUCUUUUUUUUAAUCGCAUCUUAUACCAUUGCGCCAUCCAAUAUGCACAAGUUCAAAUGACACUAACGUGGUGAUUGUUCAGGACUAUGAGCACACAAAUUGAUGGGAGGAUGAAAGCACCGAAAAACUGAAAGAUUAAUUCAUAAGAAUGAGGAGAUGAGUAUUGCAUGAAAGCUCACAUUUUAUUCAACAGAAACCGGUAUCUGAAUACGCAAGAUCACGAGUCGCGAGCUUUUGUAAAAUAUGCACAUUUGUUUCACAUGAAU
Molecule: messenger RNA, 2093 nt
Organism: Dermacentor silvarum
Lineage: Eukaryota; Metazoa; Arthropoda; Arachnida; Ixodida; Ixodidae
Exons: 3
Coding region: 13-564 (183 amino acids)
Source: RefSeq, a predicted model, not a curated record